Molecule: messenger RNA, 1489 nt
Organism: Pocillopora meandrina
Lineage: Eukaryota; Metazoa; Cnidaria; Anthozoa; Scleractinia; Pocilloporidae
Source: the annotation of a GenBank genome assembly
UUUUAUUCAACAGCUAAUUGUGCUGAGCUUUAUAUUGAUGGUAAUACAACCAGCGGUGUCUAUGCGAUUGAUCCUGAUGGUUUAGGUAUCUUUGAUGUGUACUGUAACCAGAGCACGGCCGGUGGAGGAUGGACAGUGAUCCAGAGGAGAGUGGACGGAUCUGUCGAUUUUAAUCGUACUUGGUGCGACUACAAGCAUGGCUUUGGUAACAAGAAUGGUGAAUAUUGGUUGGGUCUGGACAAGAUAAACCGGCUCACUUGGAGAACAAAGAACAAGCUACGAGUAGAUCUGGACUUUGAACUAGAUCAGAAAAUUCAUCAUACUUACGCCGAGUAUGACUUGUUCGUAGUUGAAUCGGAAUUAAAAAAUUAUUCCUUGAUUAUUGGUGGGAUGUCUUCAGGUAAGUUAUUUGCUAGGUCAUAAUUACUAUGAUUAGUUUAAGAUGAAAAAACAAAUUAUUUAAUCAGCUAGAUGUUUUACAUCGAAAAUUACCCUUACUAAAUUUUGAACGGUAUGUUACGCCUUAAGAAUAAGACAACCUUUCGAUGCAGUCUUGCACUUCGAUCAUCGGAGGGACUUCAAAAUAUAAUUUUUUGUGGUAUGUCAUAAUUAUUUUGAUUCGUGGACUGAACGUCUAAAGUAACAAAUACAUAAAUCAGCUGGACUUUGAGGCGAGGAGAUAUCCAUAGGUUGAAAGUGAUCUGACAGUCGAUUUGAUGAUUAAGAUGAAGUUGAUAGGUAUGAUGUUGAUAAGUUAUAUUCAGCGAACACGGACACUAGAAUUUAGCCUUAAUUGCUCAUACGUACGUAGGGGACUGAUGAAUGCGCAAUUCACAACCUGCCUUUAGAUAGACAGCCGAUGUUCGAUGGUUUUUAUUGGAUGUUCACUUAGCAAAAGUUUUCCUGAAGCCCCUGCAUGUCGCAUUAAAAAAGCCAAUGCGGAUCAUCAUGUAGACCCUCAAGGAUAUACGACUAUGUGAGACUUAAGAUUAAAAAAAAUAAUAAUAAAAUAGUUGAAGACUCACCCAUUACGACAGGCCUAUGCCAAUUGUUUAUAUAAUUUAUUGUAUUUUAGUAUUUAGAGAAAGAACCUAUAAUUAUUACGCUAUUGAUGACAUUGUAAAUUCUGUCCCAGGUUUUAUCAUUUUAUUUUAUAUGCAAACUCUGUUUGAGAAAAGCGUUCUAUAAACGAUUAUAAUAACACUAAAUUACUUUAAUCAUAUACUUGUUCUUUCUCUCUCUCUCUAAAGGAAAUGUCAACGAUUCUUUUAGUAGCAAUAACCACGUCCAAUUUUCAACAAUAGAUAAAGACGACACAAACUGUACUAAAAUACUUGGCGCUUGGUGGUUUCCGAAGACUUGUGGUUACUCGAACCUCAACGGUAAUUACAGCCCAGCUGGUAUGAGAUGGUCUAAAGGGAGUGAAGUCCCAGAUACGCCCAUCAUCAAAUCUGAAAUGAAGAUCAAGCCGGAUUGCCCAGAAGAAUAA